AUGGCUGGGCGGAAACGCAAGGCCGCUGACGACCGGCCAACUAAUGCGAAAACGCCCGCCUCACAACGGCCAUCAAGGGCGACCAGGUCGACUCGCUCAAGCGCGAGACAGAGCGAUGUCCCUGAUAUAUACCGCGACAUGCUUGCUGAAGCCGAGGUCCGACCAGCCCUGACCACGGAGGAACCGUCAAUAAAGAGGAAACGCCCUGGUCAGCCUCGAAAUCAGAUAGCCCAACACAGCAAAUCUCCGUCCGAAAGACAUAGUCGCGUGGACCUCGUUGACCGAAACAAACCCGAACCCGAGGAUGAGAGUGAAGAUGACUUAGAAUUCGAAGACAUGGCGCUUCCUGCUGCGACUAUCCAGACGGUCUACCGCGACUCGGACGAUGACGAUGAAGAGGCAGACGAGGAAAUAAUUUUUGAAGAUGUUGAUUUCUUUACUAUUCAACCUGAAGUUGGCGCUGUCCAGGAGACACAAGAUCUUGAGCUUGAUCUGUCGGCUCGAACCAAAUCUACACCCUCGAAGAAUAUCAAUAGACGAAAACCCAUUAACAAAGGAGAGAAAGACCGUCGGAUUGAAAUACAUAAAACGCACCUCCUCUGUUUACUGGCACACGUAGCCCGGAGGAAUAGAUGGUGCAACGAUUCCCAAGUACAGGAUAGUUUGAGACCAUUGUUGACACAGAAGAUGGUCGCGCAACUGAAUCCUCCCAGUCGCCUGAACCAGUUUGGACGAGCGAAUUCCCUUAAAGAAGGCCUUAAUGUAGUGAAUAAUAUGUUUAAAACCAAAUAUCAAAUUACAGAGCGUGGCAUGCGAAGAGCGCUUUGGGCAGAGACAGAAGAACAUCUCCAAAAUUUCAAUUUACCCUCGGACUCAGAAUCGCCUUUAGAGAGGUCUGAUUUCCGGGAAGCAGCGAAAUCUCUCAGCGGCUCCCGGGAUGUAGGCACUCAGCUAUACUGCGCGCUGCUACGUGCUGCAGGUGUUGAAGCAAGACUUGUUUGCUCCCUACAGCCGCUCUCCUUCAACUCAGCAGGGCCAUAUAUGGGAGUCAGUCACAAAAAGAAACAGAAGUUAACGCUAGAGGAAAAAUAUGGUCAACUCUUCAAGCCUAGCGAACCUAUUGAGUCACCCACAGACUCUUCUGCUCUCCCUCCUCGCAGACGGUUAGGGCAUCCAAACGCGGCAGCCUUUAGGAUGCCUGAAAUUUCACCUGGACCCUCUCGCCAAGUAGUAGCGACCCCUAAAAAGAUCCGAGAAUCUCCCUAUCCAGUUUACUGGGUUGAGAUUUUGGAUGAGGGGCAUCAGAAAUGGCAGCCGACAGACCCGUUAGUCACGGGGUCUUACUGGAAACCCCAAAAACUUGAACCUCCAGCGUCCGAUAGGGAGAACAGCAUGGCGUACGUUGUCGGAUUCGAGGAGGAUGGCACAGCCACAGAUAUCACUCGGCGCUACGUAAAGGCAUACAAUGCGAAAACAAGGAGAAUGCGUGUCGAAGGUGUCCUAAGCAACGGCGAAAGGUGGUGGCGUAAGGCACUUCGGGCAUACUCACGAGGCUACAGGAGCGACUUGGACCAAAUCGAAGCAAACGAGUUAGCCGCGAUAGAGGGCCGGGAGCCGAUGCCAAGCAACAUUGCCGAUUUUAAAGACCAUCCUAUAUACGCCCUAGAACGACAUUUAAGACGUCACGAAGUAUUGAUACCAAAUGCCACCCCAUCAGGGACUGUUGGGGCAGGCAGUAAGGCACCCCUGGAGAAGGUGUACAGGCGCAGAGAUGUGAGGACUGCCCGAAGCAGAGAAAAGUGGUAUCGACUCGGUAGAGAAGUGCGGCCAGACGAAAUACCAGUGAAAUUCUUGACGAAGCCGUCCAAAAUGCACGAAGAUAUCUUCAGUGAUGAGGUACAACAAGAAUUAGGGGAGGGUGAGACAAAUGGCACGCCAAUCUAUAUGAUAGAUCAAACAGAAGUCUAUAAAGCACCCCCAGUCAUUAAUGGCAAGGUGCCGAAGAAUCGAUACGGUAAUUUGGAUCUCUACGUGCCGAGCAUGAUACCAGAAGGUGGUGUCUACAUCGCUGAUGAAUUCGGGACUCGGGCAGCAUUUACGUUGGGCAUCGAUUACGCGCCAGCACUCACCGGAUUCCAAUUCCAUGGAAGGAAGGGGACAGCAGUUCUCCGUGGGGUAGUAGUAGCUGCAGAAUGCGAAGAGGCUAUGAAAGCCGUCAUAGAGGGAAUUAAAGACCAAGAGGUUGAAAUGGAGAGGGAGAGAAAGCGUCGCGAAGUGCUCAGGAUGUGGAGGCUGUUCCUCAUGAACCUACGAAUACGACAGCGCCUAUGGGCGGGCUUGGACACGGACAAUGAAGAAAUGGAAGACGUUGGGCAUAACCACUCAGGCCAUAGUGACGAUGACGAGGCUGCUGGUGGUGGCUUUGAGAUUGACGAUGAGUAUGCUGGGGGAUUCUUGCUUGAAUGA
Messenger RNA from Xylaria bambusicola, 2466 nucleotides. RefSeq names its product Rad4-domain-containing protein. Gene Ontology annotation, biological process: mismatch repair; nucleotide-excision repair. The transcript has 2 exons. Bases 1 to 2466 code for a protein of 821 amino acids. Gene Ontology annotation, cellular component: XPC complex; nucleotide-excision repair factor 2 complex; cytoplasm. Gene Ontology annotation, molecular function: single-stranded DNA binding; damaged DNA binding. NCBI's taxonomy places the organism in Eukaryota, Fungi, Ascomycota, Sordariomycetes, Xylariales, Xylariaceae. The record is from RefSeq and is a predicted model, not a curated record.